Messenger RNA from Conger conger (European conger), 3647 nucleotides. RefSeq names its product leucine rich repeat containing 2 (gene smim22). The transcript has 12 exons. Gene Ontology annotation, molecular function: protein binding. The record is from RefSeq and is a predicted model, not a curated record. The coding region runs from base 123 to 1343 and encodes 406 amino acids. NCBI's taxonomy places the organism in Eukaryota, Metazoa, Chordata, Actinopteri, Anguilliformes, Congridae.
AAGAUAUACUGAACAAAGAAUCACCCCUUCAAAUUUGGUGUACCUGACCUCUGGUGCAGCGUUGGGGUAGUCCCCCCCCUCACUCCCCUGCGCUACACGCCGGCUCUUGAGAUAAGGGAGUCAUGAUGAGGGUGUCCAAAGGCCUUGACAUACCCGUGUAUGACCUCUCCUUUAUAAGGGGUCUAUGGGAGGGCAGGGUUAAGAAAUACAGGCAACGACAGAAGAAAGAACAGGAGCGCCAGGAGAAAAGUGCUCUCGUAAAGCUCAAUCAGCAGUGGCACUAUCGCCUUGAGUGCAGGACGAUGAAAGUCACGGAGAUCACCGAGCUCCAACAGUACUUGGAGAGAAAGACCUUAUCUGAUACGAGAAACUACGAUGGGAUUUCAACCCUUCAGCCCUGCCAGAAAUCCUGUGAAGCAGAUUCGGCCCAGAAAGUUCAAAUCGAAGAACAGAGAUUUAUUUUUGAGCUGGAUGAUGAAACGAGAACGGAACUCCCUGAUUACAUUCAAGAUAUGACACACCUUAGACAGUGGCACAUACGAGGGACUAGAAUUCAGAAGAUACCAAAAUACAUAGAGAGAUUUCAAGAGCUCCAGGUGCUGGAUGUACCCAAAAAUGGCCUUGAGGAGUUACCAGAGGAAAUAGGCAAACUAGUUAGCCUGAAGGAGCUGAAUGUAAGUUAUAAUAAGCUGUCAAAUAUUCCUCCGGAACUUGGAGAAUGUGAGAAACUGGAGAGACUGGAAGUAAUUGCAAAUCUUGAUAUCAAGGAACUGCCGUUUGAGCUCAGUAAUCUGAAGAAGCUCACCUAUUUGGAUUUAUCGGCAAAUAAACUCUCCUGCAUACCUGUCUGUGUCCUUCGUAUGUCAAGCCUACAGUGGCUGGAUAUCAGUAACAACCUGCUGACAGAUUUGCCUCAGGACAUUGACAGCUCAAUACCUAACCCCAGAUUGGAUUUGGACAUCCUGGAUGGUUUAACUGUUAAAACAUCUUCAUUGUUCAAGCUAGAAGAAUUAACAACACUGUUUCUUCAUAAGAAUAAGCUGACAUACCUGCCCAUGGAACUGACAAAUAUAUCUACCCUAAAGAUGAUUAUUGUCAGUGGUGACCUAUUAGUCUGUCUUCCAUCAAAGCUCUGCGAUGAUCCAGCUAUAAAAUUCAUUACCCUGUAUGACAAUCCGAUUGAUGCUGAAGAGCAAACGGUGCAAGAUGAUGAAAUGGAAACUAAUGAAAAAAGGCGGAAUCUCGAGGAUAAGGAGUUUAUUGACACUUACAUUGAAACCCUUAAGGAUAGAGAAACUGCUCCAUCAUACACCACUAAAGUCACUUUUAGUUGCCUCCUAUAACGACAUCACGUUCUGAGGAGAAGACUGAUGGGAGGAUUUUCUGAAGAGCACACGUGAUGAAAUUUGACAUUCAAUCAUUGAUGUUUACCACCUUGUUCAAGAAAUGGAGAUUACUUUAUUAAAUUUUAUCCAUGAUGUUGUUGUAUAUGCACAGUGGUUUGGCUUAAAUAUUAUGAGGACACAUACAGUAUGAGAUGAUUAGGUUUAGUAAUCAAAAGUCUCCUGAAUUCCUGAAAGUCUCCUCAACAUUUUCUGGAAAUAUAUAAGCCAUUAAAUAACAAGUUUCAUAAGUAGGCUAUUGGAACAACCAAAUUUAAAUUGCUGCAGCACAAGGAUCAUUCAUUGCUAACUCCAAUUACAGUCAAGCCAUUAGCCACUAUUGGCAUUAUCUUACUCACUAUUGUGCCCCAGCUUUCAGGCAAUAUCUGUCUCUAAAUUUGACUCACAAUUAAAUUAGACAAGUGGAGAUCUUUUUUUGUUUCAGUGAUUUUUUUCAGAGAAGAAGCUAUUAGCAAAGUCACCACGCAUUUGAUUGUCAUGUUUUGAAGAAGGCUAAUUGAGCUGAAAUUCCUAAGCAUGACCCUAUAGCUAGUUUGAAAUAUUUUGCGAUACCAAAGACAGUAAAAGCAGUUGCUAUCCAUUUGAGGGAGUGAAACUUAACUUUAAUUUCUCUUGGAGCUUAGAAGUCCAAUUCAUUAUUUUUGUGAAGUGCACAAGAUGUACCAUGAAUUUGACAGAGGUGUAGAAGUGUUGAAGAAUACAGGGGUUAGUAUUGUACUUUAAGAAGAACAAAUUAUCAAAGUUGGGCUGCCUGCUGGCGAACUAUGUAAUUUACUCUAGUUAUGCAAAUAUGGUAAAUGGUUGGCAUUUAUAUAGCGCCUUUAUCCAAAGCGUUGUACAAGUAAUACUUCUCAUUUGCCCAUUCAUACACACACACACACACACACACACACACUCACACUCACACACACCAACGGCAAUUGGCUGCCAUGCAAGGCACCAACCAGCUCAUCAGGAGCAUUUAGGGGUUAGGCGUCUUGCUCAUGGACAUUUCAACACACCCAGGGCAGGAUCGAACCGGCAACCUUCCGACUGCCAGACAACUGCUGUUACUGCUUGAGCCAAUGUCACCCCUCUACAUAUAUUUAACUAUAUCCAGUGAAGAACCCAUAUAAUAUUCAUUGUAAAUACCAGUUUUGAUGAAAUGUUUUUUUGUAAAUGUACUCCUUGCAAAAUUAUCUCUGUUGUCUGAUUAUCACAAACUUCACCUAAAUCUCUAAUGCUGUUUAUAUGUACAUAUGUACUGCACCUGUAAGAGUUUUAACAAGAAAAAAUUAAUUGCUUAACCUAUUAUCUUUGCUUUAACUGUAUGUGAUGGGAGCAGUGUCUUGUUAAAGGACUGUAUGUGCAUAAUGAGAUCAUUGCAAUAUAAUGUUUAUGCUCUGUUUCCAGACACUGGAAAGGGCUGUUCAAUGUUUAGCGUCACUAUGUGUAUGCGAAUUAAAGUCAUGUAUUGUUAAACACCAGUGUGAAAGGCCAAUUCACCAAAUUCUUUUUUCAUCAGUGAUUAUUUCAUGUGUGCCAGUAUGAGACCCAGAAAAUAUUACAUUCUGGGGUUUUUAAAAAAAUGAGGUUCUACUAUGUGUUGUUAUAAUGUAACAUUUGUCUUCACUGUUUGCCACUAUUAGUGAAAAUAGAAUAACACUUGCAUUUAUUUGUUCAUUUUGAUUGAGGCCUGUGUGUUCACAAAGUUCAGUAAGCACUUGUAGCCUCUUAAGUACAGCUUAACACUGGCGAUUUCCAGCUUUCAGAAUUUACAUUUUGUAGUGUUUAAAAAAUUCACAUGUGCCUAUAUACAGAAGUUUAAAUGCAAAGAUCCUGCUAAGAGUUCAUUUUAAGAUAAAAGAACGUGAUCAAAAAAGUUGGAAUGCAGCAUGACUUGUUUCACUCUUUUGCUUUGGUUAUUCAAGGUUAUUAUGUUAACUGGUGAACACCUCAAAAGUGUUCUCACCAUCAAAAAUGAAACUUUACAGGAUUUUUCAAUGAUUAUGGCAGUAGGGAAUUGUGCAACACACUAGAAACCGCUGUUUUGAUGUGACCAAACACUUGUUGCGUGUGCAAUAGUGAGAUGCUUGAACUUUGGUUGGCGUAUUAUUAUUAUUUUUAUAAAAAUGUAAUCUGGAUGGUAGUCAGUGUGUUUACAGAUUGAAUGCAUUUCUACAUCAUAACAUUGUAAGUGAAGUUAAUAAUGGCAUCAGAAAUGUUGUAUAAUUUCAUUCUGAGAAUAAACAUUGUUCAGAAACA